CCAUUGCAUCCUGGUGGGCAUGUCUGGCUGUACAUGGCUUAGAGGUCGACUCAGUCAGUAUGGUGUUGGCGCUGAGCUAGCAAGCUCCUCUCAUCUACACGUGAACUGCCCUUCCUUCACACGCCCGACACACACACUUAAAUCCUAAGCCUUUUCCACAAAUUCUUUAGCCUUAAGCCCUUCAAAAAUAUAAAUCUCUUUUAUUUUUAAUAUAGUAUUUUGCAUUAAGAGAGUAUGACAGGCAAAGUCAAUUGGUUGUGUUUGGUGGUAUUAUUAUUGUGUUGGUGUAGAACAUAUGCACAGAGCUUGCAGAACACAAGUACGUCAGGUCUUCUCCAACUGAGUACAUCUAUAGCAGCGUCCAGCACACAGCAGUCAGCCUCCGGGUCAAAGGUGAAGGAUGGUGUGGCAGCGGUGUCAGUGUUACCCAACAGCACAGUGGCUGUGCCACACCUGGAGUGUGGCUACAUCAUGUGCGAGGCUCCACAUGUCUUCAUCAACGAUACUACACACUUCUGGGACUACUUUAUCGACUGGGAGAUGCCUUCCCCGGCAGAGAACGACCCCAGCGUCUUCAUACUAGCCAACAGAUAUCAGCUGCCCCGCGCCUAUCUCGUCUUCAAGGGGUUCACCUUAAACUUCACUGGGGACUACCUGUGCCUGCUUCACUUCCGCAGAGACCCCAUAGCUUCCGUCAGACUCACGCUUACCUUGGAUGACACCCGCACCUCCAGAGACUGUAACAACGCCUAGCUUUUGAAGACCUCCCGUGAUCUACCUUGCCAACAAGUAGAUUCUCAUUCCUGUCAUAGCGACCAGCUAACAUGCACUGCCACUCUACGAUAACUUUGAGCAUUUACACUCUUGUUGUCGUAGCGAGGUGCUGGCAUACAUUAUCACUCUACAAUAAACGUGUGCAUUUUCACGUGUAGUAGCCAACGUGCUGGCAUACACUACCACUACGAUAAACAUGUACACUUGCUGUCAUAGCGACAAACUAAUAUGCACUGCCAUUCUACGGUAAACAUGAGCAUUUCAAGUAUGUUUAUGAAUGAAAUAUAUAUGUGGAAUCUUCUCACUAUGUGUAAUUUAAUUUUUGGCAUAAUCAUGAAUGGUGAAGGUAGGGCAAGACAUGGAAAGAAGCAAAACACGCAAUAACAGGUAACUCACAAUUUGGAGAGGAAACUUCAACCUAACGUCUUCAGACUUCUCGAUUAUUCUCUCACUUGCAACCUGAUUAUGGUCUAGGUUGGAAGUGAAUGCUGUGGUGACAAUGACAAGAUGUGGAAAAAAAGACGCUUGUAUACACUUCAGGACAUUUAUAAAAGAAAACAUUUCACUACAAAAGGCUUCUUCAGUUUUUGGAUUGAAAUGACUCGUGGUGAAGCCUUUUAUGUGUAUGUACAGAACUGUACAAGUUAUCUUUUUCUACGGGCAGGUUAGGCCGUCUACAACUUCUUUUCCAGUUGUGUUAUUUGUGAAUUAUUCCAGCCAGGAUAUUAUGACUUGACAGACAAAGUUUGUUAUGAUAUACUGGCUGGAACAAAUAUAAAUAUCACGAAUUGCAGUUGAAAUCUGAACAAUGUGUUUAUCGGUACUUUGGUACCAUGUUAGGAGUUAGUCAAUAAAAUGGUCAAGAUGGUAUAAGAUGAGAUGAAGCAAGGGUCAAGUUGCUUUGGUUCUGAUUAGAACAGUCAUGAAGAUUAAAAUGGCUGACAGCAUAGCAUCUACAGAAACAGUCAAAAAUUUACACUAGGAGCGUUGUGUAUAAGCAAGCUAAGAGCUCUUUAUUUAAGGAACUGGAUUAAAUCUGAUUACCUUCCAUGAGUUGUACGAUCCCUGUGGGUUUAGCGCUUCGUGAAUGUGAUAAUAAUAGUGUGUAUAUCGUUUAAAAAACUAUUCAGCUAGAGCUCUGGAAUCCUCGAAAGGCUAGGUUAUCAAAUAGCUAUAAUUUUUAGCAUGGCUGAAAAGAUGACUGUUGUGUCAGCAAGAGGAACAUGGGUUUGUGGUUAUGUGUCGGAAAGGGAAGCGGCAAGAAUUACCAGUAUACUGGAGAGCAAGAGUAGCGGACUGUAUUGCUGCUGCUUUGUUUCUGUAGUCUUCUGCCUCCCAGUGCGUCAUCAAGUGCUUUAAUAUGCUGAACAUCCGCAGCUUAACCUGACCCUCGCUGUUUCAGUUCCCGUUGCCUUGAACUUUCUACUGACUUUCACCGUGGUCACUAACAACUUUACAGUGCUUCAUGGCGAGCGGCAACGUUGUCCAGCUUUCAGUUGCAGUUUCUCUCCAUAUCUGAGUCGCUGUGUAGAGAAUUAAUAUAAUUAUCGUAACGUCGGAGAUUUACUGGCAACACAGGAAUUUGAGGUUGCCUCUUGAUAAGAGGUUUCCAUAUGUGUUUCUGAAAAGUUUAUUCGGGCAAGAUAGGGAGAGCAUUGAGACAUCACACACCUAAUUAGGAGCCUUCUGAUACAACAAACGUAACUUUCGUAAGUCAUAAAGAUUAACCUCUUUACUUAUUCGUCAGAGAAACCCACUUGAGACGAGUCUUUGUCAUCUGAUGGCCUGUUCAGUGAUGGCAGUUAUAUCUGUAACAGGCACCCAACAAAGCAAUCAAUCACUGGCGUGCUCUGGCGGACUCGAUCAGUAGUCUGUUUAGAACUGGUCUGUAUAGAUCGGUAGUCUGUAUAAUUGAGCAGUGAUUGGUAUAGGUAUACAGUUUUAGACUUCGAUUUGAUUCCACUUAAGCGAGAAGUUACCCAACAAUUUGUUAAAAGUGUGUUUGUGCCAAUUUAUUGGCAGUGAGCAGAGGUUUCACGGCCAGAAACCUGACGGACUCCAACACCUGCAACAGAGGCAUCUGUAAUGUUUUUAUUUUUACUAAUUUGAGUAAAUAUUCAUUCGUAAACUUUUUUUUUUUACUUUAUAGGCAAAUAAGGUAUCUUGAGAGUUUGUCUCAGGUUUAAAAAUAUUAAUUCAAGGUAUGUAUUUGAAGUGAUUUUACCUAAUUAUAACUGCGCUUGCGGUGACGAAAUUUUUCGUUGGCACAUCAAAAAAUAAAUGCGAGAGGCAGUGGUGGUGCCAAGGGAAAGUUUGGGGGCUUCAGCUCCCCCCCCCCCCCCGCAAAAUUCCCUCAGACCCCCAAAGUUCCCAAAAAAUAGUAAUAAUAAUAGCGGUGCUUCAGAUCAAGUCUUCUGGCUUUCCUUUACAACCAGUUAGCAACCCUAGAAGGCCCUGGCGAGAGGUGGUAUUAUAUCACUGGUGACUGAAAACACACUUAGAACAUUGUUCUCUUCAAGGUCUAAAACUUGAACAAAUUGUCAUUAUAUUCCAAACAUGAUUUUGACUAUUUAUGAUCUAAGAGCUGAAACGAAAAAUUGACGAGUGCGUGUAGUAUACUUGGCGUGCGUUCGCGCGCGCGCGCGCGUGUAUGUGUGUGUACUCACCUAUUUGUACUCACCUAUUUGUGGUUGCAGGGGUCGAGUCUUAGCUCCUGGCCCCGCCUCUUCACCGGUUGCUACUGGGCCCUCUCUCUCCCCGCUCCAUGAGCUUUAUCAAACCUCGUCUUAAAACUGUGUAUGGUUCCUGC
Molecule: messenger RNA, 3583 nt
Organism: Cherax quadricarinatus
Lineage: Eukaryota; Metazoa; Arthropoda; Malacostraca; Decapoda; Parastacidae
Source: RefSeq, a predicted model, not a curated record